AUGGCAGCUACUCAAUUUGAUUGUCAAUACUGCACAACAUCACUUCUUGGGAAGAAGUAUGUAUUAAAGGACGACAAUAUAUACUGUGUUUCAUGUUAUGAUCGUAUCUUUUCUAAUUACUGUGAAGAGUGCAAAGAACCUAUUGAAUCAGAUUCCAAGGAUCUUUGUUACAAAGGCCGGCACUGGCAUGGAGGAUGCUUCAAGUGUGCCAAAUGCAAUCACUCUUUGGUGGAAAAGCCUUUUGCUGCCAAAGAUGAGCGCCUGCUGUGCACAGAGUGCUAUUCUAAUGAGUGCUCCUCCAAGUGCUUCCACUGCAAGAAGACUAUCAUGCCUGGUAAGAUCGUGAUAACUUCAGGUGGAAUAAUGUUUCGUGACCAGCCAUGGCAUAAAGAGUGCUUUCUGUGUAGUGGCUGUAGGAAAGAGCUCUGUGAAGAAGAAUUUAUGUCCAGAGAUGACCACCCAUUCUGCUUGGAUUGCUACAAUCAUCUUUAUGCCAAAAAGUGUGCAGCCUGCAGCAAACCCAUCACUGGUCUCAGAGGUGCCAAGUUUAUCUGCUUUCAAGACCGCCAGUGGCACAGUGAAUGCUUUAACUGUGGAAGGUGUUCUGUCUCCUUGGUGGGUGAAGGCUUCCUGACCCAGAACGAGGACAUCUUCUGUCACAAAUGUGGCUCUGGGGUGGACAGUGACAUCUAG
This is a messenger RNA of Orycteropus afer afer, 693 nucleotides long. It is a transcript of the gene FHL5, whose product is annotated as four and a half LIM domains 5. The record is from RefSeq and is a predicted model, not a curated record. Gene Ontology annotation, cellular component: Z disc; nucleus. Gene Ontology annotation, biological process: positive regulation of transcription by RNA polymerase II. Gene Ontology annotation, molecular function: transcription coactivator activity. The transcript is spliced from 4 exons. The coding region runs from base 1 to 693 and encodes 230 amino acids. NCBI's taxonomy places the organism in Eukaryota, Metazoa, Chordata, Mammalia, Tubulidentata, Orycteropodidae.